Molecule: messenger RNA, 655 nt
Organism: Pisolithus orientalis
Lineage: Eukaryota; Fungi; Basidiomycota; Agaricomycetes; Boletales; Pisolithaceae
Exons: 3
Coding region: 82-306 (74 amino acids)
Source: RefSeq, a predicted model, not a curated record
CGAUCCGAUAUUUCGUGAUUGUGUCACACAUGUCGAUCGUCCGCUGCUGUCAAGUGCAUUAGGUAGUUUCCUCUUGUAAGGAUGGGCCGUGCAGUGUUGUUUCCUGACAUACGAGUUGGAACGUUUCACUUGGCAGCCAAAAUGCUUGGUUGCUCUUUGUUGUGCAUGUGUGGGGUUUGCGGUGUGUACAUGCCAAUACUCUGCCAAGAUACUUUCCUUGUGGGUUUAGGUCGUCAAGGUGAGCAAACUUUAUUGCCACAGACUCCCUGGAGGUCUCUCACGGUGCGCAAUACUGAUAUAUCCUAAUCUGCGGCGAAUGCUUUCCACGCCAAGUACUCAUUGCUCCAACCAGAACCAGAUCUACAGUAGUGGUUUGGAGGGCAUCACAGGGACAUUUUCAGGGAAUGUCUAGUGACAAGAGCUUGUGACCAGCAGUAGUCAUGUCAGUGAACGACUUCAACGAUGUGAGAACGGAAUUUUCGGUGCGGGUUCCACUUCUUGGCCUAACUCGAGCCUAGUUUUAGUCUUAUCGAUUGAAUGAUGAUGUGAAAGGUGUACGUCUGGAAAGGUAACCGUCAAGUGCUGAAUGAUUACAAAUGAAAUAAGCCAAAGGCUAAUGUGAGGGGAAUGAUAGGGGUGCCCGUCAAACUGUAGG